Molecule: messenger RNA, 282 nt
Organism: Pisolithus orientalis
Lineage: Eukaryota; Fungi; Basidiomycota; Agaricomycetes; Boletales; Pisolithaceae
Exons: 2
Coding region: 1-282 (93 amino acids)
Source: RefSeq, a predicted model, not a curated record
AUGGACACCAACCCCAAAACAGCCAUUGACGAUGAGAUGAGGAUGAUGGACUGGCCAGUGCAGGAGCACCUGAAAGGGGCACUGGCACAUGCAGCCGAAACACACAAUAUCUCUCCUCUUCCAGUCUUUGAUCUCGAUGGUGAGAGUAUCGACCCAUCAGAUUACACUCACAGGCUCUCCAGUGCCAUUGUUCGAGUGCACUUUGCACUGAUGCACUACUCAAUCAGCAGGGACAAGAAGUCUGUCUUCAUGGCUGUUGUUCGUGACAUGGUCAUCCUGUGA